Microcebus murinus (gray mouse lemur) is the source of this 2939-nucleotide messenger RNA. It is a transcript of the gene IL10, whose product is annotated as interleukin 10. Gene Ontology annotation, molecular function: cytokine activity. Gene Ontology annotation, biological process: immune response. Gene Ontology annotation, cellular component: extracellular region. Lineage: Eukaryota; Metazoa; Chordata; Mammalia; Primates; Cheirogaleidae. The record is from RefSeq and is a predicted model, not a curated record.
UCCAGUUUCUAGAAAGCUCUUUCUCCCUUCAUGAUUCUUAGCUUUCUGCAUUGACACUCCCCAAAGGGCUGGGAGGAGAGGCCACGGUCCCCUGAUCCUGACCCACAAGUCACCGAAGCAGAGACAUCACCCUUCCCUCCCACUCACUCCAGACUGGCUGGGCUCUGGGGCAUUUGCCCCACCUGCCCCGGCUCGGUGACCUUCUCUACUGGGACAGGCUUGGGACCCGGUGCCAUCGGCAAUGUCCCAGUGCUGAUGCUGGAAGGUGAGGAAGUAGCAGAAAUAUUGGGGCUGCCCUCUACCUGGGUCCACUUGUCACUUAAACCCAAAGCCCCCCGGCAAGGAGGAGGGCAGGUGCUGCUGCCCCCUCGGACAGAUGGAGCACAGACACAGGGAGGGUGAGUGACUCGCCCUGGGUACAGAGGGACAGUGCUCCUCCCAGGUACUGUCUGGACUGGGGCAGUGGGAGGAGCCCCUGAGGAAGGGGGAGGCUGAAGCACAAUCAAAGGACCCCAGAGACUUUCUAGAUGCCUGAAGAAGUCCUGACAUCACUGCCCUCAUGCUCCCCCAACCAAAGGUAUGGCAACACUCCUCAUCCCAGCCACACCUGGCCACCUUGCACAGACACACACACACACACACACACACGUGCAAAUCCACAACAGGACUACGGAGGCCGCGUUGGGAAAGGGGAGCAGGGAUGGGUAAGAGGAAAGAAAGGGACCUGCUGUCCAGCCCUAGUGGAAUCCUGACUUAUGCUCCUUGAUAUUUCUACUUGUGCCUCCCCACCUUUUAGACUUUAGACUCCAGCUACAGAAGCUUAUAACUAAAAGAACCCCAAGGACUAUUCAUUCCAUCUUUCAAUCCACACACUCCGGACAGUGCAGAGUAGGGUAAGGGAACCAAACUGGCACCCAGGCAGCCUUGUGCGGGUUCCUGGACAUCUCCGAGCCUCAGUGUGCCCGCUAUAAAGUGGAGGUGAUGAGGGUCACAGUAAGGACGCCCUUCCUAGCCUGUGACAAGCUUUCGGAAGGUGUGGAUGAUUCCUACUAACUUACCCCAAGUUCUGGGACGUGGGCAAGUCUCUGGUUUCUCAGCAAAACCAGAGAAGGAACCUGGAGCACAGCCCAGAACCCUGCCUGUCUCCUAGGAAGCCAGUCUCAUCAAGGGUCAGCCUUUGAGCAUAAAAUGUGAGAACCAUAAGUAGAGGGGAGUUUUGAAGAUAUUUAGCCCACCCCCUCAUUUUUACUUGGGGAAACUGAGGCCCAGAGAACUAAGGUGACUUCCUAAGUUAGCAGGGAGAAGUCUUAGGUAUCCAACCCAGGUUGGGGGGAUCCCAAUUAUUUCUCAAUCCCAGUGUAUUCUGGAAUGGCCAGUUUGUCCACGUCACUGUGACCUAGGAAUACGUGAAUGGAACCCACAGCUGUAGGCCUCCACGCACAGAACAGCUGUUCUCCCCAGGAAAUCACUUUUUUUUUUAUUGAGAGGCUUAAAUUAAUUUUAGAAAAAAGAGAGGUGCCGUGUGCUAAAAAUAGCCUAAUGCAGAGUUCAUCUUCUAGUCCUUUUGCUUACAAUGCAAAAAUUAAAAACUUUAGAUUCAACAAAUGAAAAUUGGACGUCUAAGGAAGGGAGGAGGAGCUUUGAUCAGAAAAAACCUUUUCCAGGAAAUCUGUUAACUCUGUGGCUUUUUAUGAAUGGAGCCCACAAUAUAAAAGGGGGCAGAGAAGGUGAAGGUCUAUACUUCAGGGGCUUGCUCUUGCAAAACCAAACCACAGGACAGACUUGCAGAAGAAGGCAGAGUGCCGCCAUGCCCAGCUCAGCACUGCUAUGUUGCCUGGUCUUCUUGGCUGGGGUGGGGGCCAGCCGAGGCCAGAGUACCCAGUCUGAGAACAGCUGCACCCACUUCCCAGCCAGCCUGCCUCACAUGCUCCGGGAGCUCCGAGCUGCCUUCGGCAGGGUGAAGACUUUCUUUCAAACGAAGGAUCAGCUGGACAGCAUGUUGCUGAACGAGUCCUUGCUGGAGGACUUUAAGGGUUACCUGGGUUGCCAAGCCUUGUCUGAGAUGAUCCAGUUCUACCUGGAGGAGGUGAUGCCGCAGGCUGAGAACCACGGCCCGGACAUCAAAGAGCACGUGAACUCCCUGGGGGAGAAGCUGAAAACGCUGAGGCUGCGGCUGCGGCGCUGUCACCGAUUUCUUCCCUGUGAAAAUAAGAGCAAGGCAGUGGAGAAGAUGAAGAACGCCUUCAGCAAGCUCCAAGAGAAAGGUGUCUACAAAGCCAUGAGUGAGUUUGACAUCUUCAUCAACUACAUAGAAUCCUACAUGACAAUGAAGAUGAAAGACUGAAACCUCCAGCAUGGCAACUCUUUAGACUCGAGGACAUAAAUUGGAGAUCUCCAAAAUCUCAGCCCAUGCUCUUGGGACAGCCAGCCUGGUUCCUUGGAACAACCUUGCCGUACCUCUCUCCUAGAAUAUUUAUUACCUCUGAUACCUCAACUCCUAUUUCUAUUUAUUUACUGAGCUUCUCUGUGAACUAUAUAGAAAGAAGCCCGAUUUUAUAAUUUUUUUUUUCAAUAUUUAUUAUUUCCACCUGUGUUUAAGCUGUUUCCAUAGGGAGACACCCUGUGGUGUGUGAGUGUUUUAGGAGAAAUUUUAAGUUAUAUAAGGUAAAAAAAAAAAAGUGUUCCUUUUGGAGCCAACCGAACCUUCCAUUCCAAGCCUGACCACCCUUCAUAGCUGUUGGGCUAUUUUCCCUGACCUCCCUCUAAUUUCUCUUGUCUCUGGGCCUGGGGCUCCUGGGAUGUUAUAGACUCUGACCCUCUUAGGAAGAGAAACCAGGGAGCCUUUUUGAUGAUUAACCCUCCAGUGGCUGAGAGGGAUUCACCUGACCCCCCCCCCACUGACCCCAACCACUUCAGUCUUGAAAGCUGUGGUCAGCUUA